UAAGUCAUGCAUGGGGCAUUCCCAAUACUCAAUAUACAUCGGGUCAGUGAAGCAUUAUGUGUUUGUAUUUUGUUAUGGACGUACAGUUAACAUCAAAUAUUGAAAGAUGAAGUUAUUCCGUUUCAGAUUUAUAAUUUUAGGGCUAUUAUUAUGUAUAUUUCAUGUUUGGUGUCGGACUUGUGGAACCUUUUUCACUGAUCCUGCUUCAAGUACAUACUUAGCAAAUAUUGUGAUAGAGGGGAUAGUAACUCAAAAGUUGCCCGUGGGGCAGGAUUUUUAUAGAGUGGUGGUGAAAGUGACGAAAGUAAGAAAAGGUGACAAUUUAUUACCAAAAGGAAAAAGAACAAGAACUUUAGUAAUUGGAGAAUUCAGUGAUACUGUGAAUUAUGAAAGCUGUAUACCAAAUAUCACAUCCACACGUGGAACUGGACAAAAAUAUUUCUUCUUUUUAAAAAAAUCAUCAAGUGAUCAUUUUGUUAAUUCAGCAUUCCCAGUUUUAGUUACCAAAAAAACUUCAAGAGCUGUACGAAAAUCAGCAUGCCGAAAAUGUGAUAAAGCUCCUUCAUUAAAAACAAUAAAAGUGAACAAGAAAAGAUUUGUUGAAGGCAGAAAAUUUCAGUUAUCAUGUCGGAUACGAUCAGCACGUCCGCCACCAGAAAUGUUAUGGGAGAAAAAUGGCAAAGUUAUAAAAGCUAGUAAAAAAGGCUUUUCUAUUAAAAAAACAAAACGUGGUAUUGUUCUUCGGAAGAGGAAAGCCACACUAGCAGACAGUGGAACAUAUGUGUGUGAAUCAAAAAAUGUGGUUGGCAAAACCAGACAGGAAGUCAAAAUUGAAGUCAAGAAAAAACCUACAAAGCCUCCUAAGAAUAAAAACCCUAAGAAAACUACAACACAAAAACCAGCCAUUGAAAUAAAUGAGGUGACACCAACAUUAUUUUAUAAAUGUCCACCAAAACAUGAUGGCAGAUGUUUUAAUGGAGGUACAUGCGAAAUCAUUGCAGAUUUAGGGAUACCAAGAUGCCGCUGCCCGGAUACGCACACAGGUGAGAGAUGUGAGCAGAGGAGGCUACCAAAGAACAUUCCAGCAAUAGAGGACUGGGACCAGAAAGCUUUGGAGAACGAUCGCAGAUUAACUAUAAUUGGUAUUGUUAUUGGUAUCUUAGUCUUUGUUUGUAUCUGCAUCGCUUCAUAUCUACUUGCCAAGAGAAGAAGAAAUAGAUUCUUUCGAAGGCAGGCAGAAAAGAGGCAGCAAAAUAAUCAAACUAAAAACAUUCCACCUUCGUACAGCAAACUACCUAGUCUAGAUGAAGUCUCAGAGAUUUCAAAGUUCAAACUGUAUGAACGUGUUACCAUGAAUCACAGGGAGACCCAGACGGAUGAAACAAGUUUUGUCACUCCCAACCCACAUACAAACUUGAAUCUGUAUCUCAAUCCAAUGGAUAAUGAGGAUUUUAUAAGGAAUGCAGGUCCAAGACGUAAUUCUCGUUCAAGGUUGUCAGGUAUAUCAGAUGGUCGAAGAAGUCAGCCUUUAAAUGGCUCUGAAAACCAUGAAAAUCGGAAUAGUUCUAAUAAUAAUAUGACAAGCAUUGAACCAGUUAUAAAAAAUGAGAAGGAAUUAAUGGCAUAUAAAAAACCAAAGGUCCCUAAAUUUAGUGAAGGUGAUUUAAGUAGUGAUGAAGAACAAAUUAAAAAUUCAUUGCCAUCCCUUCACAUCAGUGAAGAGGACCAAUCUAGUGCACCUUUAGUGAGGAAGUCUAACCAAUCAAGUGUUCCUUCUAUGGAGUUAUCUCCAGACUCUUCUCCCAAGAGAGACAGUCCUGUUGGAGUUCACAAUCCUGUGGUUGUUUACACUCCUACAAGUAACAGUGAAGAUAACUCUGAAAUCUCUUCAUCAAGUGAGUGUUCAUCAUGGAGUAAAGAGGAACUCCGACAUUUGAAUAAAAGUAGAAAUUCAGAAUCUAACAUUCAUAAUGAUAGUAAUUAUUCAUGGAAUGAGAGAGGUUCACCUGAACUGGUCAGAAAGACAAAUCGCCGUAGAAGUUCAAAUGAUUUGAGAAAGAAUUCAAUUACUAAUCAGAAUGAAAUGUAUUCUCAUUUAGCCACCAGUGGUGCCAAUUUUCACAUCUAUGAUCUACGCGAUGACGACAUACCUAAUUCAAUACCAGUGUGAUUCUUGGACAUUUUCAUUUCGUAGGGCACAACAAAACAACAGUAUUUAAAUAUUCUUAAAUUCCAAGCAAUGUAUCAAAAAUUCAUAAAGACAUAGUACUUAAGCAUGUUUAGUAUUACAAAUACUAUUAUUAUGGCCAAUUUUAUCAGGGUUAUGAUUUCAUUUGUACAUUUCAUUUAUUGUUCUUUGAAUUUUAAAUAUCUCCAAUAUUCUUUGUAUAACUCAAUUAGUUAAAUUUAAAGUUUUUUGUUUUCUUAAUUUGACAAAUUUAUUUUGUUAUAACUUUAGUUAUAAAAUUGUGUUUAAAAAUUUGAUGUAAAAAAUAGUUGUACACAACUGUGUUUUGUAUGAAAAUCCUGUCUCACUACCAAAAUCAGUUACUAUUCUCAAAAAUGUUGAAUAAGUAAGAAACUCAAGAUUCCUUUUUGAUCAUUCAUAUCUUUUUCUUCAUUUUACAAAAGCUAUGAAUUUGAGUGAUGUAAGAAUGAAGAAUAUAUGGAAGUCAACUCUUAGGGACCAAAUAUUAGUUUUAAUAUUUCAUUGUUGUUAUGUUUCACAAUAUAGAAAGAGUUUCUUUCAAGUGUGUUUAUGAAUGACUUUUGAUUUUAAUAUUAGAACAAAAAAUGUUUGUUCUUUUUAAUAAGUUUAUGUUUGCUUUUUUCCGACCUAUAUCUUAAUCAUAGAAAGUGUUCAUUUAAAAAUACAUACAGGGUUCAUUCAUUACAGUAAUUAUAUCUUGCAGUUACUAAGCCACACCAAUUUGAUAUUAAUUUCAAAAACCAAUUGUUAAGUCAAAAUUUAUGUUUUUGAUAAACUUUUCUUCUGAAUCACCUGUAUUAAUAAAAAAAAACAAACACAAAAA
Messenger RNA from Mytilus trossulus (common blue mussel), 3032 nucleotides. RefSeq names its product pro-neuregulin-1, membrane-bound isoform-like. The record is from RefSeq and is a predicted model, not a curated record. Bases 107 to 2170 code for a protein of 687 amino acids. Gene Ontology annotation, cellular component: plasma membrane; adherens junction. The transcript has 9 exons. Gene Ontology annotation, biological process: heterophilic cell-cell adhesion; homophilic cell-cell adhesion. NCBI's taxonomy places the organism in Eukaryota, Metazoa, Mollusca, Bivalvia, Mytilida, Mytilidae.